This is a messenger RNA of Dermacentor albipictus, 839 nucleotides long. RefSeq names its product astacin-like metalloprotease toxin 5. Gene Ontology annotation, molecular function: zinc ion binding; metalloendopeptidase activity. Gene Ontology annotation, biological process: proteolysis. The record is from RefSeq and is a predicted model, not a curated record. NCBI's taxonomy places the organism in Eukaryota, Metazoa, Arthropoda, Arachnida, Ixodida, Ixodidae.
UCAAAUAAGAAGCCUUAGGCGCUUCCGAAGCGACCACAGAGCAUCGGCAUCAUGCGCGUCGCACUUUCGUGGAGCGUUCUCUGGCUGACACUCGCGACGGCGCCAUGGAAGUCGCAGGGGGGUCCUGUGGCUCAGCCGGCGGCUGACUGGAAGCAUCCCGGAGUACUGGCCUUGGAAAGGGCAGGAGACUUCGAGGGAGAUAUCCUCCGGCCACGGAACAAUUCCGCUGAUCGAAAUGCAGUUACUGAAAAGGACGACCUGUGGCCUGGAGGAAUCGUUCCUUACGUCAUCGACGCUAAACUCAAUCGCACUACGAAGAAGAUUCUGCGGGCAAUGGCCGACAUCGAGUCUCAAAGCUGCUUGCGGUUCGUGGCCCGCAGAAGGCAUAAGAACUACCUGUACAUCAUGCGUGGAGAUGGAUGCACCUCGUUCGUUGGGCGCCUGGGCGGCGCUCAGGAGGUGUCCUUAGGCACAGGCUGUCUCUACCGGGCUACCAUCGUGCACGAGCUGAUGCACGCGGUAGGCUUUGAUCACGAGCACUCCCGUUCGGACAGGGACGAAUACAUCGACGUCUUCACGGAGAACGCGGAGCCAGAAAAUGUGGAGCAGUUUGACAAGCUCGAGCCCUGGGAGAACAGGCUGCUGACACCAUUCGACAGAGACUCAGUCAUGCUGUACGGCUCGGAGUCGUUUGCCCGCGAACCAGGCUUGGCAACCAUGCUGGCCAAGGACGGCAGCAGGCUUAAAGAAGUUUAUGACAAGCGAGGUCUGAGCGCUAGCGAUGCGCGAAGGAUAAAUAUGCUGUACCGCUGCAAAAAUAAAAAGACUUAGCACCUACA